AGGAAAUGACGAAGGCAGAGGUCUUCCAGGUCCGUGCGGUAACCGGUUCCUGCGAGUCCGGGCCCAACUCCGGGGGGAAGGCCCCGACAGGAGCAGCCUUACCGCCUGCCGCCUCCGGAGCGAGCAGCCCGCAUGCCUGGGGAUGACGGAGUGAUGGGUGACGAUGGCUCCAUCGAUUACAGCGUUCAUGAGGCCUGGAAUGAAGCCACCAACGUUUACUUGGUAGUGAUCCUCGUGAGCUUUGGCCUCUUCAUGUAUGCCAAGAGGAAUAAAAGAAAAAUUAUGAGGAUAUUCAGUGUGCCACCUACAACAGAAACUUUAUCAGAGCCCAAGUUUUAUGACACCAUAAGCAAAAUUCGUUUAAGACAGCAACUGGAAAUGUAUUCCAUUUCAAGGAAGUAUGACUAUCAACAGCCACAAAACCAGGCUGACAGCGUGCAGCUCUCGUUGGAGUGAAUUCUCAGAAAAGAAGCAAUGCAAGUAAUUGUUAAACAGUAUAGUAGUAGCAAACUCCUAAUUCUACUAAAUCAUGCACAUUUUUAAAAAAUAUUCUUUCUCCAUAAAAUCAUUUUACUCGUGAUUUUUAUCCAAUUUUUUUUGGUCUCUUUUGUUUUGCUUUUUAAAAUUUCAUCUCUGACUCAUUUGUUACAGAAAUAAAAAUUGGUUCAAAAAGCCUGAAAACAGGAGGAUAAACCAUAACCAGAGAUGGUGAUUUGAAGACUUCUGAUUUCUUCAGGAUAUAGUCAGGCAGGAAUGAAAACCCAUCUUUGGAAGUGAGAGUCUGAAGUUUAUGCUACUUUGAGUUGAAUAUUUUUGAAAAAUCAAAAAAAUGAAAAUCCAGUCAUUGGUAUAAUUUCCUCUGAUUGUAUUCUGUGGUAAAUAUGAUAUGGAUAGCUGACCGAUUUGUGUUCUCAUUGCUGCCCUACCACUUUUUAAUUGAAUUAACUAUUUGCUUAUUCAGAACUUAGCAUAGUAGACUGCCUUUUGUGUAACAUGAAGUGUACCCAUCUGAUACUUAUGGAAGCUUUCUGGAAUUUUUUCCCCCUUGAUUGUGUUCCUAGGUGUUUGCUUGCUUUUUUCUUUAAUUCUACAGUUUCAUUUCCACCAUAAGAGUCUCCUUUAGGCCAUAUUGGGGCCAUGUUGCCAAAUAAAUGGACACUGCUAUAUUGGUGUUAGCAACUUGCUUUUAGGUCAUAUGACUGUCUAUGUUUAAUGUAACUGUCUGGUUUCUUCUUCUUUUUGGGGGGGGGCAUAAUAAGCUUCGCUGAAGACUCCCAUAUCUUGUACCAUUUUGUACUGUACAUUGAAAUGUUUUACCUAAUUGUUCAUAUUUAUUUGAAUUACAGCUGGUUGGAGAUAGUGGCAGGGAAGUUUAACUGUCCGUGUAACUGGCCAAGAAUUAGAAUUUUUUAAUCAAAGGUAUUCUUUUAUCCUCCCCUGAGGAUAUGUUUAUUGAUUUUUGAGAGAGAGAGAGAAAACAUUGAUGUGAGAGAGAAGCAUCGAUUGGUUGUCUCCUGUACAUACCCCUGACUGGGGAUUCAACUCAAAACCCACGUAAGUGCCCUGACCAGGGAUCGAACAUGCAGCCUUUUGGUGCAUGGGACAAUGCUCCAACCAACUGAGCCACCCAGCCAGGGAGUCAAAGGUAUUCUUAAUUCUAAGAGUUAAUAUUUCAGCAUUAUUUUCUUUUCUCCUUAUAAUUGUAAAGCGAACUAAUAUAAAUUUUAAAUAAAAAGGUUUAGACCAAAUAAAAUCAGUCAGUGGAAUUGUUUGCUUUUAAAAUUUAAUUAGAGCAUUCAAAAAUGUAUAUAUUGUGCAAGGUGAAUUGUUGACCAAAUGGACUGGUUCUUUCUUAACUCACAAAUGAAUGCACUGCCUACACAUAGAUGAAAAACUGUGUAUAAUUAAAGGAUUGUAAACAGUUAUAAUUGUACACGGGGGGUAGCAGAGCAGUAAGGAGACAGUCUUCAACUCUGCUCUGCUCUAGGAGACACACUGCGUGUUUCUGUGGGCAGGGAGUGUCAUCUGGCAGGAGCCGUUUACCUGCUGUCACUGACAUGUGGCACGAUAUGGACAAAUUGCAAACCUGGCCAUCUCAGAUAAUUUGUGAAGAUAGUGUACAUAAGUAAACAUAAAUCGCAAUGGAGUUGACUGUGGUGGUUUUUGUCUGCGUCUGCUAGGUAGUGAUAGUCAUAACUAAAAACUGGUUGAUUGUUUGGUGAACAUCAAACGCUGGCAAGUGAGAGAGGAUGAAUUCCUCAUUUUUUCUCUAAAGUGAACUGAUGGGAAUCACUCACCCCCACUGGCAGGAACAACAGCAAGUCGGCCUUUGAAGUUUCUUCUCUGCUUCCACAGCUGAGCUGGGAAAGGCAUAGAAGCCUGCAGCCACACUUCAAAGUGAUGGCAGCUGAUUGUCCUGCCUCUGCCCCCUGCCCGCCCCCACCAGUCCACCAUUCAGUGGAACUAUUUUCUUUGGAAGAAAAAUGGAAUGACUAAUAAACUGGUAAAUAACA
Messenger RNA from Phyllostomus discolor (pale spear-nosed bat), 2513 nucleotides. It is a transcript of the gene SMIM19, whose product is annotated as small integral membrane protein 19. The transcript is spliced from 4 exons. The coding region runs from base 133 to 456 and encodes 107 amino acids. NCBI's taxonomy places the organism in Eukaryota, Metazoa, Chordata, Mammalia, Chiroptera, Phyllostomidae. The record is from RefSeq and is a predicted model, not a curated record.